CGUGAAAUAGCCGUACGAACUAACGAGGACAACCUACAAAUAAAAUAUAAAUAUUAACAUGUCUAAAGAGGCAGGCCAAAACUUAAACUGUCUAGUAAAUGACUGGGAAAAGCAAUACUUGGGUGAUAUGGAUGUCACAUGGAAUCCAAUAUCUUUAACUCAUGUUAUAUAUCCAAAAGGUGACACUUUUGCUAAAAUUUUGGCAUAUAGCAGCUUGUUUCCUAUUUUUGUUGUUUCUGGAUUUAUCACACUUAUUAUAUUUCGUAGAGAACUGCAUACAAUGGUAUUUUUUGGUGGAGUUCUUAUCAAUGAAAUUUUGAACUUAACACUUAAGCAUACAUUAAAGUCACCAAGGCCUUGUCAGCCUGGAGAUUCCAAGCUUCUGAUGUCAAAGCACGGUAUGCCGUCUAACCAUGCACAAUUCAUGAGUUUUUUUGCUGUCUAUAUGGUUUUGUUUGCAUAUAUAAGAAUGAAGAUUCAUGUAGUUGAAAAAUUUACAGAUAAUCUUCGGAGACACGGCAUAGCAUUAUUUUCUUUUGCAUCAACAGUAAUUGUAUGUAUUAGCCGAGUUUACUUACGUUAUCAUACAAUUGAGCAAGUACUAAUAGGUGUUGUUAUUGGAUUAGUUACAGGAAGCUGCUGGUUUUAUCUUGUAGAAAAUUUCUUUACUCCUAUGUUUUGCAGCAUAGUUAAUACUAAAUUGGCAGAAUAUUUUCUUAUUCGCGAUUCCACAAACAUACCAGACAUUCUUUGGUUUGAGUAUACCGCGUCUCGCACAGAAUCACGGCAACGGAGCAAACGUAUAUCGCAGAAAUCUCAAUGAGUUGUUUACAUAAAAGCAAACUAGAUGUUAUGAAAUAUCCAAAAUAGAUUACUUAUGCAAUGUACUCGUUUAUAGUACUUAUUUAGUUAGUUGUGUACCUUUGAAAUGUUUGUAGAAAUAUACGAAAAAUAGCAAUAAA
This is a messenger RNA of Hydra vulgaris (swiftwater hydra), 962 nucleotides long. RefSeq names its product dolichyldiphosphatase 1. The record is from RefSeq and is a predicted model, not a curated record. Gene Ontology annotation, biological process: protein N-linked glycosylation; lipid biosynthetic process. Gene Ontology annotation, molecular function: dolichyldiphosphatase activity. Gene Ontology annotation, cellular component: endoplasmic reticulum membrane; intracellular membrane-bounded organelle. NCBI's taxonomy places the organism in Eukaryota, Metazoa, Cnidaria, Hydrozoa, Anthoathecata, Hydridae.